AGAAAAAAAAAAACCUAAAAAUAAAAAUCACCAACCCAACCACCACCUUCACCCUCAUCCCCACCGAAUAUAGUCAGCACCACCUCCACCCUCACCGGAGCCACCAAACCCCCUCAUUUGAAACGCCGACCUCCCACCCAAACUGCCGAACCAUCGCCUCCACCCUUUCCACCGCCUAGACCUGAACCCUAACCUCACAAAUCUCUCUCCUUUGACCAUUCCUUCACUAACCUUCGAUCCUCGCCGCUUCGCCAUUGGGUUGGUUAGUUUGGGUCGAGGAGGGAUGGUGGGUUUAGGUUUGAGGUUUCGAUUCUAGGCAGAAGAUGGCGGAAGAUAAAGAGAGAGGGUGGAGGAGAUGGCGGAGAAGAAAGAGAGAGAGAUCGGUGGUUUAGUGGUCUGGAGGUGGUCGUGUUUGGGUUCGAUGGUCGGGGUUCUGAGUUCGACAACCUAGUGGUGGUGACGGUGAGAAGGACGAGAGGGAGAGAGGGUUGUGGGUGGGGAUUUGGGAAUUUGGCUUGGCGGUGGUUGAGGUGGAGUUGGCGCAGUGUCACCAGCGUUCGGGGGAGUCUGGGUAGCGUCGCCGGCAAUCGAUGGAACCUAGGGUAGUGUCGCCGAAAGGGAGAUGGUGGCUGGGCAGGUGGUGGCUGGUUUUUGGUGGUUGGGGUUAAUUUUUUUUAACUUUUUUUUUAUAAAAAAUAUAAUUCUAACCAUAGUUAAUAUUUAAUGAAAUAAGGUUUUGAGUGAGAUAAAAUUUUUAACUAAGGUAAUUUCGUAUAACAAAAAAAGGAGAUCACAGUUGCUGCAUAGGAGAAGUUGGGGUCACCGUUUUCCCUUAUAUCUUCCCUCUUUGUAGCCCGUACUACCAAACGCCCCGUAAUUGCGAUUGAACGUACUGUGUCUUAUCCAUGGCGGUGUCACUGAACCACAGCUGCUACCCUCUUCAUCAUCAACAUCAUCGUCUCCAUUUUCAUUCUCAUUCGUUCUUCCACAUAUCUCUCUCCUCUUCUAUUCCCAACAAAAACUCCAAAUUUCCCAAAUUCAAAAAUAAAUCUUGUCGAAAUCCCAUUUUCAAAAAUUCCCGGCAAAAUCUCGUAAUUCCUCCGAUUUUCAUGCUUGCUCUUUUCGACAGACCUCCCGAUACCCAAACUUUCUUGGUUACUGUCAGCGUCUUGCUUGCAAUUACACUCUCUCUCUUCCUUGGCCUUAAGGGCGAUCCUGUUCCUUGUGAUCGAUGUGCAGGAAAUGGGGGUACAAAAUGCGUAUUUUGCAAUGACGGAAAAAUGAAGACAGAAAAAGGACAGAUUGAUUGCAAAGUCUGCAAGGGUGCAGGUAUGGUACUAUGCAAGAAAUGCGCAGGAUCUGGAUAUUCCAAGAGGCUAUGAGGUGUAUAAAGCUGGUAUCUGCAUCUGCUCUUGGCAAGAAUUUUGGGGAUUGCUCAAUGCCACUAUUGUCAAAAAAAAAUUUCAUACACCUUCGGCAUAUUGCAGUUUCUUCAAUUCUGGAAGUCAAGUCAUAUACAGUUCAUGUUGUUUUAAAUUACUAUUUCAUGAUGGCAGCAUUUACGAGUUUAUGAAUUAUCGGUCACAAUUUGUUUGAUAUUUAUCCAUAGUUGCUAACAAAUUUUAUCAAGUUUCUCAAGAGAGAUAAAUCUAAGGAGUAGUGAUUUAAGAU
Molecule: messenger RNA, 1671 nt
Organism: Chenopodium quinoa (quinoa)
Lineage: Eukaryota; Viridiplantae; Streptophyta; Magnoliopsida; Caryophyllales; Amaranthaceae
Exons: 5
Coding region: 906-1382 (158 amino acids)
Source: RefSeq, a predicted model, not a curated record